Psylliodes chrysocephalus is the source of this 942-nucleotide messenger RNA. Lineage: Eukaryota; Metazoa; Arthropoda; Insecta; Coleoptera; Chrysomelidae. The record is from the annotation of a GenBank genome assembly.
AUGAAGAUACACGACUCGAGCUAUGGUGUCGGAUCAGAUGAAGAAGACUUCUUCAGCGUUUAUCACCAGAGUGCCGCCGCAAACGCACUACUCUACGUCGGUUUAGGAACGACAGCCAUCGGCAGCGUCAUCUUCUUCGUGGGAACUGGGGAAAAGGGCUUCAAAACCUUAGAAUUAAGACUUAUCGGACCUACUCUAAUAGCAUGCGGCCUACUGUGUUGCCUAAUACGAGUGUUGUUAUGUGCCGUACCCUCUACGUGUUUUAGAAAUCGAAAAAAGACUAGACUAAAAAGUAACGCUUGUCCUCACGGAUCCAAUAGGUAUCUAUCGACAAAGUUUAGUUGUGCACAUGAAUCCGACUUCGUAAAUGUAGAUAAGACAUCCCAUAGAAAAAGCAAAAAGAAAGUUUCCAUAGUUCCGCCAGUACCGCCUAACCAUUCGUUGCCUAGUACUAGUACCGCUGAAUACAAGGAGCUACCUCAGUCGACCACCAAGAUCUCCAUACCCGAAAUCCAUUUGCCGAAUAGCUUCAGCGACGACGGGGAUAAGUCUCCGCGAGAGGACUCCAUCAUUGAGCUACAGGCUUUAGACUUAACCUACGAUAUCCAGAGCAUCUCCAGCUCGGAUAGCGAUAGCAAAGGGGCAACUGAGGCAGAAAAAGCAGCUUCGAAGUUUAUAAAAUCGCGAGAACCAGUAAACAGUUAUGUUGACAAUACCGAAACUUGUUUAAGUAUAGUUCUGGAAAGAAACGAUAAUAGUGAAAGUAGUGAUGGAGACAAAAAAGGUCAUAGCAGUGAAAAACAGACGCACAGCGGUAUUGUACUAAGUCCUUUACAGUUAGGACAAUAAUUUAUUGUUUAUUUAUUUAAAAUAAUUACAGAUUUGACAAAUAUUAGAUCGGAUUUUUGUCCUUCUGAAAAUCUACUUGCACAGUUCAUGACA